CAAAAAGAUGGCUUGCGAAUACCGGAUGAAGCGGAUCUACCAGGGCAAAGUGAAGGCAGUCAUCUUUGACUGGGCAGGCACGGUGGUGGACACGGGUGUAAUGGCGCCAGCCCUCACGUUCCGCUCCAUCUUCGAGGAGGAGGGAGUGGAGGUCUCCGACGAAGAGGCCAGGGGGCCCAUGGGCAUGCACAAACGGACGCACAUCGAGAAGAUGCUGGAGAUGGGCGGCGUGCGCUCCCGCUGGCUGGCCAAGUUCGGCCGCGCGCCCAACGACGACGACGUCGACCGCAUGUACGCCAAGUUCGUGCCCAAGAACAUCGAGGCGCUGGCGAAGCACGUGGACGUGAUCACGGGCGUGCCGCAGGUGGUGGCGGCGCUGCGCGAGCGCGGCGUCAAGAUAGGCUCCAGCACUGGCUUUGUCCGGCCCAUCCUCGACAAGCUGAUGCCCAUCGCCAGCCGGUUGGGCUACACCCCGGACGUGACCGUGACGUCGGACGAGGUGCCGGCCGCACGCCCUCUGCCGCACAUGGUCUGGCUCAACGCCAUCCGGCUCAACGUCAGCGCCAUCGAGGCCGUCGUCAAGGUGGACGACACAGUCGACGGCAUCCGCGAGGGCCUGGCCGCCGGCUGCUGGACCGUCGGCGUCGUCAAAACCGGUAACUACGUGGGCGCGUCGGCGCCACAGCUGGCUGUGAUGCCGCAGCCGGAGCUGAAGCGGAGGAUGGCGCGAGGCUAUGAAAUCAUGACCGACUGCGGCUGCCAUUACGUCAUUGACGCCGUGGCAGACCUGCUGCCCGUCAUCGAUGACAUCGAGCGCCGCCUGGCGGCCGGCGAGAAGCCCUGAGGGCGAACCCCGACUCUGGUCGCAGUGUAAUCAGCGUCGGCCAGGUGCCAUGGUGCUGCCUCUGAUGAGAAACUCUAGUGCUGGGCCGAUAGGAAUCCGAAUCAUCAACCACCAGGAAACUAAUAAAAAGACGCUGAAAACAAUGCGUUUAACUUGGAA
Pollicipes pollicipes is the source of this 1003-nucleotide messenger RNA. Its product is annotated as phosphonoacetaldehyde hydrolase. The record is from RefSeq and is a predicted model, not a curated record. Gene Ontology annotation, cellular component: cytosol. Lineage: Eukaryota; Metazoa; Arthropoda; Thecostraca; Pollicipedomorpha; Pollicipedidae. The coding region runs from base 8 to 844 and encodes 278 amino acids. Gene Ontology annotation, biological process: organic phosphonate catabolic process; dephosphorylation; DNA repair. Gene Ontology annotation, molecular function: phosphonoacetaldehyde hydrolase activity; phosphoglycolate phosphatase activity. The transcript is spliced from 5 exons.